AUGGCAUCAGAAAAACUCAACGACGUAGCCACCGUUUUCCAGAAUCUCCAUCGUCCUGGUAAACCGGUCGUCCUGGCCAACGUGUACGAUGGCGCUUCGGCCUCGGUCGUCGCACCGCUCGCAUCGUGCGCGGCCUUGGCUACGGCUUCAUACGCCGUCGCGAAGGCCGCUGGGACCGAGGACGACGAGCUGACUCUCGAGCAGAACCUGAGGGCCGUCCGGGUCGUGGCCAAGGUCGCGGCGCGGCACGACAAACCGCUCUCGGCGGACCUGCAAGACGGCUACGGAGACAGACUGGCCGAAGCCGUCACGUCGAUCGUGCAGGCGGGGGUCGUUGGCAUCAACCUCGAGGACUGUGACAAGGACGCACAGCAGAUGUACCCCGUCGACGUCGCCGUGGAACGCAUCACGCUCGCCUUGAAGACCGCCAGAGAUCUCGGCGUCCCCAAUUUCGUGGUCAACGCCCGCUGCGACACGCUGGUCCGCGGCGGGGGCGUGGACGAGGUCAUCGCACGGGGAAAGAGGUACUUGGACGCCGGAGCCACCACCGUCUUUGUGUGGGGAGGCGGCCGGCGCGGUGUGAGUCGAGCCGAGGUGGAGAGAAUGGUCCAAGAGUUCGACGGCCGACUGAGUGUGUCGUACCUGUUCUUCCACGGGCUGAGUGUCAAGGAGUUGGCGGAGAUUGGCGUCGCCAGAAUCAGUGUUGGCCCGAAAAUUCAGGCGUUUGCCAUGAAGGAGUUUGCAAAGAGAGCAGAGGAGUUGCUUGACCAAGGCAGAUGA
Molecule: messenger RNA, 780 nt
Organism: Exophiala spinifera
Lineage: Eukaryota; Fungi; Ascomycota; Eurotiomycetes; Chaetothyriales; Herpotrichiellaceae
Exons: 1
Coding region: 1-780 (259 amino acids)
Molecular function (GO): catalytic activity
Source: RefSeq, a predicted model, not a curated record